Messenger RNA from Carassius gibelio (silver crucian carp), 1951 nucleotides. Its product is annotated as coiled-coil domain-containing protein 125-like. The record is from RefSeq and is a predicted model, not a curated record. The transcript is spliced from 12 exons. Gene Ontology annotation, cellular component: cytoplasm. Gene Ontology annotation, biological process: negative regulation of Rho protein signal transduction; negative regulation of cell motility. Bases 466 to 1935 code for a protein of 489 amino acids. NCBI's taxonomy places the organism in Eukaryota, Metazoa, Chordata, Actinopteri, Cypriniformes, Cyprinidae.
GUUUUCAAAUAGACCGUGUAUAUUUUAGAUGUACAGUAUAAAUGUGGUUAAAGUUGUACUCAAUGUACAACUAAAUCUUUUAAUUUAAUUUCAUAUAUUGCUCAUCUGUCCCAUUUCAUUUCUUGGAUAAGACUAGACAAUCGUCCAGAUGGAAGCUCAAAAGUGGAAAGGAAAAUACUAUUAGCUUUUAUGAUGGAUUUUGAUGCAGGUUAUUAUUAUUGCUAAUACCUCACUGGGGAUCCGUGGGACUGUAACGCUCGAAAACCUCCGCCAUAUGGCGAUAUUUCAUGAUCUAUAUAAUAGUGUGUUCUGUAAUCAAGUUGGGUCAGACUCGGACACCUCCCUUCAUGAAGUUUCACUUCGUCAAAGUGAGAGGAAAGUCUUGAAGUAGAAUUUCGCCCUUGUUCUUGUUAGCGAAAUACAAAUUCCUCCCCUCACGGACAGGUUUUCGUAAAGUUUAUCGUGAUGCAAGGUGAGAGUUCAUGCCCUCAGUGCCCCACAGAAGAUGACAUGAGAGAGGGGGAUCUAGGUGAUGGCAUGGGGGCCAGAUCCAGAGGACAUCAUGACCAUCUCCCACAGAUGAAGAGCAGGGGGAAGUUUCUAGACUUCAUGUCUCAGUCGCUACCAUUCAAAGGGGGCAGCGAGAGAAGCAAUGGGCCCUUCUCUUGGACAUCAUGCAGAGCCAUGUAUGCUGUUUUUAGGGAAGAACUGGAAGCUGAACGAGCCGCACGGUGGGAGAAAAGACAGUCGGAAAGCUCUUCUGAAGACACAAGUGAAGAGCUGCAGAGAAGACUACAGGAGGUCACAGAGGAAGUGGAGCUGUUACGCACAGAACUGGAGGUCACUCAUCGCCACCUGGAGGGAAAACAUGAGGCUCUUAGGAUCUUGCAAGGACAGGCAAUCUUGGACAAAGCAACUUGUCAUACCAAAAUAUUGCUUCAGAAGAGUGAAGAGAGCAACAAAGCCCUAGAAAAGGAGGUUAAUGCAUUGCAAUGGGAGAUCACUUUUAACAAGGUGCAGUUCAAGAAUGUGGAAAACUCAUGGAGUUUAAAGUAUGAGAGGGUGCUGGCAGAAAAUGAAGUCCUAAAGAAAGCACUAGAGGAGAAACUGAGAGAACAUCAGGAGCAAAUGACAGAGAAUGCCUCCCUGAGCCAAAAAUGUCUGGAGCUUUUGUCAAUGCUCAGUGCUAAGGAAAGAAGGGACUACCAGAGGACCCAGCCUCCCUGCAGCCGGAGAACAGACGGUUCAGCGCUAGAGUUAGCGGUGUAUGGGGCAUGUCAGUGUAACUCUAAUGGGGGCGAGCCAUGCUCUUGUGCUAGAAGUGCUGCUGCAAGUCGCAAACAGGUUCUCCAGCUCAAGCAAGAGCUGGAGGAACAGCAGAAGAGGAAGGAGGAGGCAUACGUCAUGAUGGAUGCUUUCCGCAUUGCUUUUGAGCAGCAGUUGAGGAGAGUCGGUGAGAACGUGCUCCGGCAGGCUGAGACCGCAAGACACCAGUCGCACUACCAAAGGCAUGAGAGAGGGAAACAGGGGUCUCUCAGUGUAGGUGAAAGGCUGAAAAAAUUUCUGCCCAUAACAAGUGAAGGAAAGAUAUCAGCCAAUUCAGAUGAAACACUGCAUAUGCUGCUUGAUCUGUUAAAAGACAAAGAGGAAGCCUUGGCACAUCAGAGGAAGGUGAGCUACAUGUUGGCACAAAACACUAAGGAUUUAGAAAAACGUCUCCAUAUGCAGCUAGAGGAGCUGGACCUUUCACACAUAGACAAUAAAACAAAAACAGAGGCAUCUGAGGAGAGUGAAUGGAGCAGAGGAAGAGACCGUAGAUGCUCUGCAGAUCUCACUGUACCUGACAGCCCUGCAGAUGAUGAUGAGCAGACCUCCAAACCAAAUCAGCCUUCCACUGAAAUUAGAGAAGCUAAACCUGACAAUAAAGAUGUUUAAAAGAACGAGACAAGAA